AUGAAGGUAGAUGAUACUGAUAAUGGGUCAAUGAAGGUAGAUGAUACUGAUAAUGGGUCAAUGAAGGUAGAUGAUACUGAUAAUGGGUCAAUGAAGGUAGAUGAUACUGAUAAUGGGUCAAUGAAGGUAGAUGAUAGUGAUAAUGGGUCAAUGAAGGCAGACGAUACUGAUAAUGGGUAUAUGAAGGCACAUAAUACUGAUAAUGGGUCAAUGAAGGCAGAUAAUACUGAUAAUGGGUCAAUGAAGGCACAUAAUACUGAUAAUGGGUCAAUGAAGGCAGAUAAUACUGAUAAUGGGUCAAUGAAGGCAGAUAAUACUGAUAAUGGGUCAAUGAAGGCAGAUAAUACUGAUAAUGGGUCAAUGAAGGCAGAUAAUACUGAUAAUGGGUCAAUGAAGGCAGAUAAUACUGAUAAUGGGUCAUUGAAGGCACAUAAUACUGAUAAUGGGUCAAUGAAGGCACAUAAUACUGAUAAUGGGUCCAUGAAGGCAGAUAAUACUGAUAAUGGGUCAAUGAAGGCAGAUAAUACUGAUAAUGGGUCAAUGAAGGCACAUAAUACUGAUAAUGGGUCCAUGAAGGCAGAUAAUACUGAUAAUGGGUCAAUGAAGGCAGAUAAUACUGAUAAUGGGUCAUUGAAGGCACAUAAUACUGAUAAUGGGUCAAUGAAGGCAGACGACAGUGAUAAUGGGUCAAUGAAGGUAGAUGAUAGUGAUAAUGGGUCAAUGAAGGCAGAUGAUACUGAUAAUGGGUCAAUGAAGGCACAUAAUACUGAUAAUGGGUCAAUGAAGGCACAUAAUACUGAUAAUGGGUCCAUGAAGGCAGAUAAUACUGAUAAUGGGUCAAUGAAGGCAGAUAAUACUGAUAAUGGGUCAAUGAAGGCACAUAAUACUGAUAAUGGGUCCAUGAAGGCAGAUAAUACUGAUAAUGGGUCAAUGAAGGCAGAUAAUACUGAUAAUGGGUCAAUGAAGGCAGAUAAUACUGAUAAUGGGUCAAUGAAGGCAGAUAAUACUGAUAAUGGGUCAAUGAAGGCACAUAAUACUGAUAAUGGGUCCAUGAAGGCACAUAAUACUGAUAAUGGGUCAAUGAAGGCAGAUAAUACUGAUAAUGGGUCAAUGAAGGCACAUAAUACUGAUAAUGGGUCAAUGAAGGCAGAUAAUACUGAUAAUGGGUCAAUGAAGGCACAUAAUACUGAUAAUGGGUCAAUGAAGGCAGAUAAUACUGAAAAUGGGUCAAUGAAGGCAGACGACAGUGAUAAUGGGCCAAUGAAGGUUCGAUUCCCAGGCUGA
Molecule: messenger RNA, 1284 nt
Organism: Procambarus clarkii (red swamp crayfish)
Lineage: Eukaryota; Metazoa; Arthropoda; Malacostraca; Decapoda; Cambaridae
Product: ribosome-binding protein 1-like
Source: RefSeq, a predicted model, not a curated record